This is a messenger RNA of Mugil cephalus (flathead mullet), 8126 nucleotides long. It is a transcript of the gene slc12a2, whose product is annotated as solute carrier family 12 member 2. The transcript is spliced from 27 exons. Gene Ontology annotation, biological process: potassium ion import across plasma membrane; chloride transmembrane transport; sodium ion transmembrane transport. Gene Ontology annotation, cellular component: membrane. Gene Ontology annotation, molecular function: ammonium channel activity; sodium:potassium:chloride symporter activity. NCBI's taxonomy places the organism in Eukaryota, Metazoa, Chordata, Actinopteri, Mugiliformes, Mugilidae. The record is from RefSeq and is a predicted model, not a curated record. The coding region runs from base 434 to 3892 and encodes 1152 amino acids.
UGUAUAAUAGGGGUGAGGGAAGCUCUAGGAGUUUAGGAGGAGCUGCGGCAAGGUCGACAACAGCAUCCUUUCUUCGAACAACAGAAACACUAGAAGCGGACGGGUAUAGUCCUGUGGCUUCGAGUGAGCGAAGGUAACCGUGAACAUUUUGGAUUUAUUAAAGCGGAAGGGGAAGAAGGAGAGUGUCUGAAAGUUUCCAGCCUGUAGCCGCAUGUUCUGACGAAGCUAACGAGCUAUCCUCCUCUACUACCGCUCUCCACACGGCUGCCUUGCGCCUUUUCUGAGCUGACAGUGCAGCGUGUUCCUACCCGUAAUUAGGAAGACACUUAAGCGUUUGUAGCGGGGGACACCCGGACUUACAUGCGUUCUCCAUUUAGUUUUGCUCCCGGUAACGUGCUUUUCCCAUACGGUUUUCACGUUCGUUUUUUGUGCCAUGUCAGCGCCAUCCUCCGCGCCUUCCGGCCAGGCAGAGAGCACCUCGGCGGAAAAUGAGUUCCUAGCCCCAGAUGCCGGACAGAAGCCGGCCGGUCCGACGCCCAGCCAGAGCCGCUUCCAGGUGGACAUUGUGGCUGAGGCUGCGGGCGCCGCCGACGACAAGUCCCCGAGCUCCGACGCCUCCGCAACUGCCCCGGAAGGUGCGGGCAGUGAUUCGGGUGCCGGCGGAGAGGAAGCCAAAGGCCGAUUUCGGGUGGUGAACUUUGCGGAUCCGAGUGGAUCGGGGAGCGCGGCCUCUCCGGACGCAGCGCCGGUGGCCGAGGGGCUGCAGAACGGGGACACGGUGAUGAGUGAGACUAGCUUGCAUUCAUCCACGGGGGGCCAGCAUCACUAUCACUACGACACCCACACCAACACCUAUUACCUGAGAACUUUUGGUCACAACACCAUCGAUGCAGUGCCCAACAUUGACUUCUACCGUCAGACUGCGGCGCCGUUGGGGGAAAAACUCGUGAGACCCACCCUGUCGGAGCUGCAUGACGAGCUGGACAAGGAGCCAUUUGAGGAUGGCUUUGCCAACGGUGAUGAGCUGACACCGGCCGAGGAGGCUGCAGCUAAAGAAGCAGCCGAGUCCAAAGGAGUUGUGAAGUUUGGCUGGAUUAAAGGGGUGCUGGUCCGCUGCAUGUUGAACAUCUGGGGUGUGAUGCUCUUCAUCCGCAUGUCAUGGAUUGUGGGCCAGGCUGGAAUUGCUCUCUCCUGUUUGAUCGUCUGCAUGGCUACUGUGGUGACAACCAUCACAGGCCUCUCCACCUCGGCCAUCGCCACCAAUGGGUUUGUAAGAGGAGGUGGAGCAUAUUACUUGAUUUCGAGGAGUCUGGGGCCAGAGUUUGGAGGGUCUAUUGGUUUAAUCUUUGCCUUUGCCAAUGCAGUGGCUGUAGCCAUGUAUGUUGUGGGCUUUGCUGAAACUGUCGUGGAACUUCUCAAAGAUGCAGACCUCCUGAUGACAGAUGAAAUAAACGAUAUAAGAAUCAUUGGCACAAUCACAGUAAUCCUUCUCCUGGGCAUUUCUGUGGCAGGAAUGGAAUGGGAGGCCAAGGCCCAGAUCUUCCUGCUUGUUGUUCUUAUAACUGCCAUCUUCAACUACUUCAUCGGAACCUUCAUUCCUGUUAAAUCAAAGGAACCAUAUGGUUUCUUUGGCUACGACGGUGAGAUCAUGUGGGAGAAUAUGGGUCCGGACUUUCGAGGAGAGACGUUCUUCUCUGUGUUUUCGAUCUUCUUCCCUGCAGCCACUGGCAUUCUGGCUGGAGCCAACAUUUCAGGAGACCUUGCUGACCCACAGUUGGCCAUUCCCAGAGGCACCCUUCUAGCCAUAUUGAUCACAGGAAUAGUCUAUCUGGGUGUUGCUGUCUCAACAGGCGCCUGUAUUGUGAGAGACGCCACCGGAAAUGCAAGUGACACAAUCAGUGGUCUCUUUCCUCAAAACUGCACUGGAGUUUCCUGCAAAUUUAACUACGACUUCUCCAGCUGCAACACUCUAAAAAACUGCACCCAUGGACUCCAAAAUAACUUCCAGGUGAUGAGCCUGGUUUCUGGUUUUGGUCCCAUCAUCACUGCUGGAAUCUUCUCUGCUACUCUGUCCUCAGCUCUGGCAUCUUUAGUCAGUGCACCUAAAGUUUUUCAGGCUUUAUGUAAAGACAACAUCUACCCCGGCCUGGGAAUGUUCGCCAAAGGCUACGGCAAGAACAACGAGCCGCUUCGAGGCUACAUCCUGACUUUUGGUAUCGCUCUGGCUUUCAUCCUUAUUGCUCAGUUGAACACAAUUGCCCCUAUCAUCUCCAACUUUUUCUUGGCAUCCUAUGCCUUGAUCAACUUCUCCGUGUUCCAUGCUUCGCUGGCUAACUCCCCAGGAUGGCGACCCAGCUUCAAAUACUACAACAUGUGGGUUUCUCUUGCUGGAGCCGUACUGUGCUGUGGGGUGAUGUUUGUCAUCAACUGGGCGGCUGCUCUCCUAACUAACGUCAUCGUUCUGGGUCUUUAUAUCUACGUCAGCUACAAGAAGCCAGAUGUGAACUGGGGUUCCUCGACUCAGGCUCUGACCUACCAUCAGGCCCUGACCCAUACUCUGCACCUCAGUGGAGUGGAGGACCACAUCAAGAACUUCAGACCCCAGUGUUUGGUGAUGACUGGUUACCCCAACGCCCGUCCUGCACUUGUAGAUCUGGUCCAUAGCUUCACCAAGAAUGUAGGCCUGAUGAUCUGUGGUCAUGUUCGCACGGGGUACAGAAGGCCAAACUUUAAAGAUCUUGCCACAGAACAGUCCCGCUACCAACGCUGGCUUCUGAAGACGGAGACCAAGGCCUUCUAUACGCCGGUGUUUGCAGAGGACAUGAGACAGGGCACUCAGUACUUGCUCCAGGCUGCUGGCUUGGGUCGCCUCAAGCCAAACACCCUGGUGCUGGGCUUCAAGAACGACUGGAGGGACGGUGACAUGAUGAACGUGGAGACCUACAUCAGUAUGAUCCAUGAUGCGUUUGACUUCCAGUUUGGUGCUGUUAUUCUGCGACUUAAAGAGGGACUGGAUGUUUCCCACAUUCAAGGACAAGAUGAGUUGCUGUCGUCCCAAGAGAAGUCCUCAGGGAUGAAAGAUGUGAUUGUGUCCAUAGACACCAGCAAAGACUCCGAUGCUGAUUCGUCCAAGCCGUCGUCCAAGGCGACCAGCCUCCAGAACAGUCCGGCUAUACAGAAAGAUGACGAGGAUGAUGGCAAAGCUACAACCCAACCCCUGUUGAAAAAAGACAACAAGAGCCCGACGGUACCUCUGAAUGUUUCUGACCAAAGGCUGCUGGAGGCCGGCCAGCAGUUCAAGAAGAAACAGGGGAAGGGCACAGUGGAUGUCUGGUGGCUGUUUGAUGACGGAGGUCUGACCCUGCUGAUCCCAUACCUGCUGACCAACAAGAAGAGGUGGAAGGAUUGCAAGAUCCGUGUCUUCAUUGGAGGCAAGAUAAACAGAAUUGAUCAUGACCGCCGAGUGAUGGCCACUCUGCUGAGCAAGUUCAGGAUAGACUUCUCGGACAUCACCGUGCUGGGAGACAUCAACACCAAGCCCAAGAAGGAGCAUGUGGCAGCUUUUGAGGAGAUGAUUGAGCCGUAUCGGCUGAAGGAAGACGACAUGGAGCAGGAGGCCGCUGAGAGGCUGAAGAACAGCGAACCAUGGAGGAUCACUGAUAACGAGCUGGAGCUGUACCGCGCCAAGUCCAAUCGCCAGAUUAGACUCAACGAGCUGCUGAAGGAGCACUCUAGCACAGCCAACCUCAUCGUCAUGAGCCUGCCAUUAGCUAGGAAGGGCGCGGUGUCCAGCGCUCUCUACAUGGCCUGGCUGGAAGCUCUGUCCAAGGACCUGCCUCCCAUCCUGCUGGUGCGCGGCAACCACCAGAGCGUCCUCACCUUCUACUCUUAAACACACCACCAAGACGGAAACCCAUGUUUUUAAGUCUCACAUCCACUUCUGCCUCUGGGAGCAGACCAACAUACAUUUCCCAGUUCCAGUCCAAACUUAAAGGUGCACCACAUACACUCCAGAGACGGUAGAAAACACAGCCACUGAUGGAAACAAUGCUUGUAAUGAAUGACAAGGAAGUGUUAUUGGUUAAGAUGUGUAAAAGGCCCUACAGGUGAUGGAGGAAUGUCAGGGUUGGGGUGGGAGCUGGUUGUAAGGUUGCCAACUCUGCAACUUUCUUUCUAUUUAUUCUGAGAUAUCUGGGUUUUUCUCUUGUAGCUCUAGUUUUUUUCUAUUUUCCUUAUAAAAAACAAUGUCAUUUUGUUGAUUUCUCUCAGGCUCCAAAGCAGUUGUGCACAAUGUUAAUUGUUUUCUCAUGAUAUGGAAUAUCUUAAUGUCAUACUUUUUAAGUUAAAUUGGACCAGUUGUUGUGUUUGUUACAGCAAUAAUCACCCUGUUGUUUUCUUUAAAUAUUGGGAGAGAACCAUGCAGAAUGCUUUGCAACACCUUCUAAAGCCUUAUGGAUGUGCCUUCCAGUUGAAUCAGAUGAAAUAAUUACAAUCUCUAUCCAGAUUGACAAUAUUACAAUAUUAUGAUAUUGGUGGCUAAUGGUUAAUUUUAUUGAGUUUUUAAUGUGGUUCCUUCUUAGUUGGAGCAUUGUAUUUAUGCGAGUGGAUUGCAGGGUUUAAUGAAGGGUGUCCACUUGAUUGCAUGAACACUUUAUCUGUCAUUUCUCUUUCUUUCUAUUUUAUCCAAUCAGCAUGUUUAAUAAGGGUAGUAGCUUUGUUUUAGUUUUUUUUUCCACUUUUGAGUCUUCCUUUGUAAAGCUGUUGAAUAUUUCCAAUAGCCUCAGUUACACAGUCACAACGAGACACAAUUUAUCUUUUAGGCAGAGAGCCUAAAUGAAGUGUACACGGUCUUAAAUUUAAGACCUUGCUGUUUGUCAGAAAAGAUGUGAAUCUAGUUUUUCAUUAGCCUUUUAGGGGGAAAGACUAUCUCUCCCGCGUAGCUGCUCAUUAAGUGUUUCUUUCAACAACUCUUUGUGUUGUUAUGUCCACAUGUACGGUUCUUCCCCUGUAAAAAUCUGCUCUACCCAACAACCUAGUUAAAACUUUGCCUUAAUGCUAGAGCUAACGAUUGUCAUGGUUCCUUUUCUCUUAUGAGCCAUACUGGCUGGACGGUGUGUAGGUAAAUCCAAAUAGUGAUCCAUUAGUAAUAUGUUAGAAGUUUGAGCACACUUGUCUUCUGUACUGUAUUAUAUGCAUCUUCAUUUUCUGCCUGUAGUCCACCUGCAUUGUCUGUUACAGUGCUCGCUGUAGAUCUACCUGUUGCUGGUGAAGUGGUCAAUGAGACGAUAGUGACUUGUUCCACUUGUGCCAGCUGCUUGUUGGUCAUGUAGACGUACGAUGGACUUCUAGUCUCCUGUCCCCACAAAUUCUAAAUGGGCACAGACAAUGAACAACACACAAGCUUCACACUGGAAGAUGUUCUGACAGGAAGAAUGUGUCACGGCUGAGUGAAGAUAUACUGUACUUCUAUGCAUAGGUACUUGGAAUUAAAGUUCACUGCUACUUCCUGUGACAAUUUGCUCACCUAGGUUCAUUUAAGGGCCACUUUAGGCACAUCUCUCCUUUACUCGAGUUAUUACUGUCACUGGCUUGAACCUUGUUAAGAGUGCCAUGGCUCCACGAAAAGCCAUAUGUAGACCAUUUCACAGUCUGACUCUGGUGUUCUAAAUAGGUCACAUGUAUUCCCAGCUCUGCCAGAACCACAGAGAACAUUGCUCUGAUGCAACUGUCCUACAUUCAAACCGGGUUCGGCUGUUACAAAUCUACUGUACAAUUGUUACUUUUUGGAGGAAUGACGUUACAUGAAUCAUGUGGUGGAGGAAUUUUCAUACUGACUGCAAAAUUACUGUAAAUCCACGGCCAAAUGAUGAGAAGAAUCAUGCUUUCAGGAAAAUGGGGAAAAGGUAAAAAAAAAAAAAGUUUUUCGUAGCUGUGCAGUCUAGCGUUUAAUAACUCCACAGGUGAUUGUGAAAGGUCUACUGUCGAAUAGCGUGGGCCUGAGCUACAACACAAUUCAGCAGAAAGUGUCCGUUCUGGCUUCAGAGGAAUGUGGUUAUAUGUAAGAAACUGCCACAACAUCAAUGGAAUAAAACAGGGUUCUUUUUUUAUUUGUUAUGUACUUCUUUUAAUCUAUUUCCCCCCCAAACAAACGGUUUUAGCAUUUACCUUGUUACUUCCAUGCAUCCUGUCCUUUACUGUAUGCAAUUUUUAAAGAGGAAUGUUGCUUAGGUUAGAUGAAUGUACUGUAUAAUAAUGGACAUUGUUGCUAGGAGUUAGCAUCCCUUUUGUUUUCCAUCCUCAUGUAUCUGAACUGUUUCCUGCAUAGACUGCAGUAAAAAAAAAAAAAAAAAAAAAAAAAGUGCAGCAUACUGUGUCAGAUUCAUAGGGCUGUAUGAGCUCUGCUGGCGUUCAUGCAGCUGCAUCACACCUGCAUCGAUCACCACAGAUUCACCUGCUGGAUGUGUAGACCAAGACUCCUGACUGUGUGUGUGAGACGUGGGGAGGGAUUGAUUAGAGUGUAAACUGUACAUGCGCAUUAAAUAUCCAUACUCAUCCUCACCAGUGUGUUAAUUACACCCUCAAUACUUUACAAGUAUGUGAAAGUGAGUGCUGGGUGAGGACUGUUAAUCUUUUUUUAAUCUUUCGAAGGCACAGUUAAACACAGUCCCAGAUUAAGUUAAAGUACACAACAGCACUGCACAAGCCAAAACCUUGUUAUGUCACAUUUGGUGUCAGUAGAGGUAAUCUCAUUUGGACUCUGUCCUGGUUGGACCUUCCCUGACAUGGGGAAGUUUCCACGAUGUGCAGAAAGACAAACCAGAUGAUAAUUAAACCUCAGCCUCCACCCAGAAACAUUCAAGUAUAAGAAAUGUUGAUGCAAACAGUCAACGGGGACAUAAUACUGUACCUACUUAUUUAAACAGUAAAGAUGAUUGGACUAUACAUAUUUGACGCAAACUAAGAUCUAGAAGAAGUAUAUUGUUUUGCCUGUUGGUGCAAAUCAAUAUACAGCGACAAGGAUCUCAACUGAUCAGUGGCUACGAAGAGAUUUGGCAUUUUGGGUUGGUGCUGCUGUGUACCGUAACCGACUUUAGUCUCCGCUCAUUGUUCUGCUGUAAAGCGUUCACUCUCCCUCACUGUUACAAAGCAACAACAUUACAAACGAACACGGGUUACUCUAUAUUUGUAUAGUAAAGAAAAUAUAUAUAUACGCCUAUAUAUACACACACACACACACAUAUAUAUAUAUAUAUACACACACACUAAUGUAUAAAUGUAUCAGUCCAACCUGGAGGGGAUCUUUGUCUUUGAUAUGUCACAUUAAAUGAAACAAAAAGACCUCCCGUCAACCUUUUACAACCAAAUAAUAGUGCUUGUGUGUGUUUUCUUCAUUUGUCUUGAUAGCUGGAUAGAUUUAAAGCCUGUCUGAUAAUACCGUGCUAUGAUCAACAAAUCAAAAUUCACCUGUACUGUCAGGACUGAGGCGUAGUUCCACAUCUCCUGAUCAUUGUAUGUCUUUAUUUGCCAAAGCCCCCUUCCUUUCCGGUCGCAUCCGUCAUGUGUUGAGCCAUGAUGAUGUUAAAAAAGAAAAAAAACAAACAAACAAAAAAACUAACUGGUCCUGCUCUGUUUCACACUACACACAUAAACUAACCUGUAAAUACACUUCGUAAUCAAAUGGCAUAAAUUAAGGGAGCGGAAUAAUUAUGUCAAAUUUCAAUACGGAGAAAGAUAUUUAUUUUAGCUCUGAAUUUUCUCCGCCUAUUUUCUUUAAUAUUUUGGUUUUGGUUGUAAGUUGAUUUGCAUGUAGAUGUGUGUUUUUUUUUCUUUUAUUGUCUUUUGAUUUUAGAUAAUUGUCUCUCUUUUUGUUUCUUUUUGAGUCUGUGUAUUUCUAUCUUUUUGAUGCCUUUUGAAGAAAAGACACGACUAUAAGCAGAUCAAACCAGUCUCCUCCUGCUUUUCACUCUAUGUGGAUGGAAUCGACCCAGCUGGUUGAAGCAGUAAUGUUUUGAUAAACUGUACUGUUAACAGUCACAGAUAUGCUUUUUCUAACAUUUUAACAUUUAUGAUUACCAGUACUUUGUACAUCUUUAUUGCAAUAAAUAAAUCAAAUGAAAUCAGUCACA